GUUACUAUGAAGAUCACGUACAAUACACAUCACUGCGUUUGUCAGUAAAGAAGAAACAUUAUUAGAAUAUCUGAAAAAUUCAGUUGCUGAACAAGACAAUGUCUGACAAGACCGAGAACCACACCUCAGAGCUUCCUGAUGCACACGGAGGGCGUCUAGAGGAAAACCCGGGCACUGGGCUAUUAAAUGUGAAGGAAGAGGAUGAGACAGAUGACAUGAAUAGUCAUCAGACUGAAAUACAUUGCUCCCUCCCUGCCGAUGAGGAUAAUGCUGAUAUAGUGAAAGUUGAGAUAACAGAAGAUCUGUGUGUGACGCGUCAGCUGGGAGACCCUGAUGAGAACACAAGUGACAGUAUCAGCCCAGGUGAAUUUACAAACUGCAAUAAUCCAAGUCAUGGUCAGAGUGCUAAUACUUCUUUAAGUCUUCAAAAUCAAAGAAGUCACAUGGGAAAUAUAUGUUCUGACUGUGGGAAAUGUUUUACCAGGAAAUCAGUACUUAUUAGGCAUCAGAAAAUUCAUAUAGGAGAGAAAGCAUUUUCAUGUUCUGACUGUGGAAAAUGUUUUAAUGAGAAAUUAAAUCUUACUAAGCAUCGGAAAAUUCAUACUGGAGAGAAAGCAUUUUCAUGUUCUGAAUGUUUGAAAUGUUUUACUCGGAAAUCAAAUCUUACUAAGCAUCAGAAAAUACAUACAGGAGAGAAAGCAUUUUCCUGCUCUGACUGUGGGAAAUGUUUUACUCAGCAAUCAAGUCUUAUUAUUCAUCUAAACAUUCAUACAGGAGAGAAAACAUUUUCAUGUUCUGACUGUGGGAAAUGUUUUACUCAGAAAUCCUCUCUUAUAAUGCAUCAGAAAAUUCAUACAGGAGAGAAAGCAUUUUCAUGUUCUGAAUGUGAGAAAUGUUUUACCAGGAAAUCACAUCUUUUUGACCAUUCGAAAAUUCAUACAGGAGAGAAAGCAUUUUCAUGUUCUGACUGUGGGAAAUGUUUUACCAGGAAAUCACAUCUUUUUGACCAUCAGAAAAUUCAUACAGGAGAGAAAGCAUUUUCAUGUUCUGACUGUGGGAAAUAUUUUACGCUGAAAUCAAAUCUUAUUAGGCAUCUGAAAAUUCAUACUGGAGAGAAAGCAUUUUCAUGUUCCGAAUGUGGGAAAUGUUUUACUCUGAAAUCAAAUCUUAGUAAGCAUCAGAAAAUACAUACAGGAGAGAAAGCAUUUUCAUGUUCUGACGGUGGGAAAUCUUUUCCCUGAAAGGACAUCUUGUUACUCAUCAGAAAAAUCAUAUUAAAGGAAAUUGGUAAAGUCACAGCUUAAAGGGGCAGUUCACCCAAAAAUUGUAUCACAUUUAAAUUGUUCCCAAUGGUCCAUUUUACCUGCUGGAGUGUAUUAAAUUGUUUACAAGUA
Bombina bombina (fire-bellied toad) is the source of this 1394-nucleotide messenger RNA. RefSeq names its product gastrula zinc finger protein XlCGF8.2DB-like. Gene Ontology annotation, cellular component: PcG protein complex; transcription regulator complex. The transcript has 4 exons. Gene Ontology annotation, molecular function: RNA polymerase II cis-regulatory region sequence-specific DNA binding; DNA-binding transcription factor activity, RNA polymerase II-specific. NCBI's taxonomy places the organism in Eukaryota, Metazoa, Chordata, Amphibia, Anura, Bombinatoridae. The record is from RefSeq and is a predicted model, not a curated record. The coding region runs from base 99 to 1241 and encodes 380 amino acids. Gene Ontology annotation, biological process: regulation of transcription by RNA polymerase II.